AUGACCAAGAACAGGAGGAGCAGUUUCGGUGUCAACACCUCCAGAAAUGGAAAGCACAGAACGACGGAGCAAGGGGCACAUCGAGCAACGAAGCGCAGGAUAGCAGACGCAGAAACUGCAGGCCCCACCAAGGACAAGCGCGUUGAGAUGGCAGGAACCGAGAUCGAUGAGGCGUGUGCGCAGUUCGAGAAGACGGAGGGUGUCCGCGGAUAUCGGCCCUUUGUCGAUCAAGAGGGCUUCGUGUACCUCCUCACAUUGGUGAGGAAGGACAUUCUGAAGAAUCGAUUGAGGAAGCAUCGCAUCAAGGUUCGUUAUGCGCCUCAUUUCCCUUCUCAGCACGGCAUCAAUUCCCCAAUAUGCCGCCAAAUCACAGAGAAGCGUCAGGGCUCGAAUGAUGGUGAGUCUCCUGUGCAGUAUCUGAGCUGCUCACUAGUUAACGUAGCCGAAGGCAAGCCUUUCGGAUGCUCUGAAGACUCUGGGUCAAACCUAAAACUUCCCCCUUGCCCAGUGCCACUGUACUACUUUCCCAAACCACACCCAUAUUCCUGGAACCCUGUCAUUGAAGGUUCCCUGCCUCGAUACCUCAGGCCAUCAAAUCCUAAGCUUCGUGUGCACAUCCCUGAUCCAUGGGCUCUGAGCCUGCAGCUGUUCGAGUCAGACUCGCUCCCAGUUAGCACCGUAUCUACCACACGCAACUCUUCCGCUUCGAGGCUCCCAGCAGAAGCCAGCUGCCGGGAUGCGAAGUCGUAUGCCUGCUACUCAAUCUUCACGCGAUCGGGACAGAUUCAUGUGCAGACGCUGGCCCCCGCUGGCAGCACGUUUGAUUUGGCAUGGGACAUGUUCUGUGAUUUCUUCAACAAGAGGGUGGGCGUCGAUUGGAAGAAUCUUCACAAUGAGCGGAGGAAGGGCAUUAACAUCGAACGACCCUUGAGAGAGAAAUUUCGCGGUGAAGAUGGAGCAUAUGAUUCCGGUUGCUUUCCUAUCUCGAAGCCAACCAAGCCACAGUUUCGUGAUGAAAGAGGCGAGGCAUUGGUCGAGUCCAUGGGGUCCAGGAGCAGGAAACCCAGCGUGACGGUACUGAUCAAUACAGGUGAGCCGAUUAUGGAUUGCCAAGUGGAAAUUCAGGCGAAGACUCCAGAGGGUGGAUGGUGA
Molecule: messenger RNA, 1152 nt
Organism: Cladophialophora psammophila CBS 110553
Lineage: Eukaryota; Fungi; Ascomycota; Eurotiomycetes; Chaetothyriales; Herpotrichiellaceae
Exons: 3
Coding region: 1-1152 (383 amino acids)
Source: RefSeq, a predicted model, not a curated record